AGGAGAAAUGGAGAUGGAAGUCUCUGGAAGUCAGAUAUAAAGGUCUCCUAACACUGCUAAGCCGACUCACUCCUUUUGUUUUUCUACUAUCGUGAAUAUGUCGGACACCGCAGGAAAGACGAUUCAGUGCAAGGCGGCUAUUUGCUGGGCAGCCGGUGAACCCCUCAAAAUCGAGGAUAUCGAAGUUCUUCCUCCUCGGGCUCACGAAGUCCGUAUCCAUAUCCUGUACACCGGCAUCUGCCAUACCGAUGAGUACACUCGUAGUGGCAAGGACCCUGAGGGCGUCUUCCCUGUCGUUCUCGGUCACGAAGGUGGAGGAAUUGUCGAAUCUGUUGGUGAAGGUGUUACCAGUGUUGCCGUUGGCGACCAUGUUAUUCCUCUCUAUACCGCUGAAUGUCGCGAGUGCAAAUUCUGCAAGAGCGGCAAGACCAACCUUUGCGGAUCAGUCCGAGCCACCCAAGGCAAGGGUUUGAUGCCAGACAGCACCAGCCGAUUCCGAUGCAAGGGUCAGGAUAUCCACCACUUUAUGGGAACAUCCACGUUCUCUCAAUACACUGUAGUUGCCGAUGUCUCUGUUGUUGCCGUCAACCCGAAGGCACCGUUAGAUAAAGUCUGUCUGCUCGGCUGUGGUAUCACCACCGCUUGGGGAGCAGUUGUAAAACAACCCGGAAUCAAGGGUUCUAGUGUCGCCGUCUUCGGUUGCGGCGCCAUCGGUCUUGGACUUAUCGCUACGUCUUCAAUGGUCGGGGCUUCGAGGAUCAUCGCCGUCGACACCAACCCAAACAAGGAAGCCUGGGCUCGCAAGUUUGGUGCUUCAGACUUCGUGAACCCUGCCAAACUACCCGAGGGCACUCGCAUUCAGGAAUACUUGGUUGAAUUGACUGAUGGCGGUCUUGACUACACGUUUGACGCUACCGGCAAUGUUCACGUUAUGCGGGCAGCCCUUGAGUGUUGCCACAAGGGUUGGGGUAUCAGCACCAUCAUCGGUGUCGCCGCUGCUGGCCAGGAAAUCUCUACCAGACCAUUCCAACUCGUGACUGGCCGUGUCUGGCGAGGAUCCGCGUUCGGUGGUGUCAAGGGUCGAACUGAACUUCCUGGGCUCGUCGAGGACUAUCUCCAAGGUAAUGUGAAGAUCGAUGAGUACGUUACCCAUACGCGCAAGUUCAGCGAGAUCGGCGAGGGCUUCCACGACAUGCAUUCUGGUGACUGCAUCCGUUGCGUUGUCGAUAUGUCUUGAGAUGUCUGCAUCGGUUUUAUUGGAAGAAUGAGAGUGUUUGUGCCGAACGUAUAUUCAAAGCAUUGUAUCAAAUAGCAAUUAUCAAUGAACUAUCUACAGCGAAUAACCUAUGUCAGAGAUAAUGGAAACCAGAGGGGUCAUACUGCCUUGUCAACCAGCACUCGCGGCCUCCUAUGCCCAAGUAUUGCACGCCACAAGCCGCCUAAUGCAGCAUAUACCUCUUUCCUUCGCAUUCCACUUCUCCUCCACGCCAACUUGGCGAUGGCAAGGACACAGAGAAGGAAAGAAAUAUCUAAGAAUAAGCGGCGUAUCACCACAAGGAAUUCUGGACAGUGGUUUGAGAACGAAUGCCCACAUACCCAUAUCAUC
Messenger RNA from Somion occarium, 1606 nucleotides. The record is from the annotation of a GenBank genome assembly. Lineage: Eukaryota; Fungi; Basidiomycota; Agaricomycetes; Polyporales; Cerrenaceae.